Messenger RNA from Vicia faba (fava bean), 786 nucleotides. Lineage: Eukaryota; Viridiplantae; Streptophyta; Magnoliopsida; Fabales; Fabaceae. The record is from the annotation of a GenBank genome assembly.
AUGUUUUUAACAUUCUGUUGUUCCUCGCAGAACAUCUUGAAUCCAGCUUCCACUAUUUCGAACUCACCAUCCAGAGCUGCUGCUCCGCUCAACUCCUCUCCUCAAGGAGAUUCCAGCAACCUGGUUCAAAAUAAAGGUUCCUCCAAUAUGGCGGUUCUGGCUGGAACUUCUGAACAGCAGGAUGAUCAAGGUACCUCCAUUCCUUUGAAAGAGAUAAUCGAAACAACACUUCAAACGUCUGCAGAGGAUUUGCAAAAGGCUCCUCUUCAAAAGUCCCCUCUCGAAACUCUUCAAGAGGACCCAAAGGACACUCAAACUGAAGAAGAGAAAGCUGAUUCUGGGCAAAGAGCCGAAGAAUCUGCAGACGAAGAAUCCGAGGAGGAAAAUGCCAAUGACGGUUCGACUGCUGGGACGGAGUCCAACGCAAAUAGCAGUGAAAGGGAUGGUAUCGAAGUGGUAGACUUGGACGAGGAUGAAGAAGACCAAGAGCACGAAACGAAUGAAGGGGAUGGUAAUGCAACCAACGAACCCCUAGAGGUUGAAACAAACGUGGUUCCCCUACGCGUGGAACUCCCUCAAUCCUCUCUGUCUCGAAUGACUGACGAGGAACUGGCACUUCUGAGACGAAAUGACCCUAUUGGGUACAUGAAGGCAAAGUUGGCUCAGAGGGACGUCCCACUCGCUAGGGCUGGCACAAGUUCGACCAGCUAUCCUCUUCCCACAGAUGAAAGAAUUGUUCUUCUUAACAAAAUUAGGAAAACCAUUCUCAAUGUGGAUAUAUUCUAA